GGGGCGUCGAGGUCUUGUGCAGCCUCCAAGACGGUGCUGCCGAGAUCGUGUCGGCAAUGGAGAGAGAAGAGCUGGACCUCCAGGCCCUUUUUUGGUUUGCGCUGCCGGCUCAGCCGCACAUCUGGCAGCCCCUUGGCAGACGCGGCGACUAUGUGAUCUUUCCGGCACAGUGGCACCCGACGGUUGUAUAUGACGAUCCUGUGGUCAACUCGACGGCGCUGCUCGAGGACUGGCGCGCGUGUUUUGACACCGAUACUGACAUUUCGUACGUCCAAGCGAUGGCCUUGCUCCCACUACACUUCCUCAAGCUGACGAUGGAGAUGCUCAAUGUGUGGACAGACGACCCCAUUGUCAACGCGGUGGGUCGGCUCGGUGCAGAGAAGUGACACGAUGCGGGUAUACGCAGGUUUGAUUUGGGUUGGUUUGCCUGUUGCUAGGAUCGUUUAUUGUGGGAGCUGUCUCGCAACGAGGUCCCCACUUUCAUGGGCCCCGUACGGUUGGAUCGCUACAACCGCAAUAGCGGCACGUCAGCUGUUCUCGUGCAGCAACAGAACCAAAAGCAGGUGGGUGGGCUACUUUGGCGUCCAUCUGGAUGGACUUGGUGAUAUUCUGUCUCCAAUCUUCCUUGACACAAACAGCAUGCCGUGCUGCCGGUUGAAUCAGCAAGCAGUGAGCUAGUGUGGCCGCUGCCCACGUGGGAGGUGAAGAGGGGCUGUCCGCCGGGCAAGUACAUCCACGAGGCAAGAGAAUGCCUCCCGUGUCCACCCAACUCCUUCAGCGUCUCAGUCAAUGCCGAGAGAUGCUCACUCUGUCCACUCGGUGAGACACAAAGAGGAAUGAUGCAGCUAAGCAAGGAGACACGGUGACUUUUGGCGUUUUUGACUCGUUCAGGCCACGGCCAGCCCCGGGAAGGACAAACGAAAUGUGUCAUGUGUGCAUUUGGAUAUGGGAAUAUCGGUGGAACGCUUGAUGGAUGCCGCCCCUGCUUGCGAGGCUCUUAUUCUGACUUCUACGGCACUUGCAUCUGUCUCAAGUGCGACCCGGGGACCUACGCAGACACCGAGGCUUCCAUUGCAUGCACACGUUGCCCUGAGGGAGAAACCACUCUCGCAGAAGGAUCCGGUCGUCCGAGCGACUGCACAUGCCAGUCGGGCUUUUAUCAGCAGCCUGCCGCGAACAUUUCGUCUAUUGCUGACCCCCGUCGCCUGGAUGCAGGAAUGCAGGCGGCGCUAGCCCUGGAGAACAGCACAGAGCACCUGGUGCGCGGCAGGUGUGCUCCUUGCCCCGAUGGCUGCAGCUGCCCAGGCAAGCUGAGAGCCGACGGGAGAUCGAUCGAUCACCUCAUUCAUGUCCAGUUCCCGGCACACUGGCCUGUGUGUCGCUGCUUCUGCAGGUGGCGAAAAACCACCGAGCAUUCUUCCGGGCUACUGGCUCCCCCCGCCGAGCUCUAUGGAUCGAGUCCACCUGAUUGAUAAGCAGAUGGAGCAAGAGAUCACCGACCUGCCUUCAUUACCGGGCUUCGAGCCCAGAUCGGUGAAUGCCAGCACGCCACCAGCGAGCGAGGUGAAUGUGUCGGAUGGCGUCGUCGCGGACCCUGUCGCCCUGUCGUACGAGGCCGACACCGCGGCCCAGCUGCUAACGCUAUCGACAUUCAGCAACGUAUCAGCUGUGGCGGCGUCGCUGCCGUUUCGCGUCAAUCCCACUCUUCUGCCCGACACUGCGGCAAACGAUACAGAAGAAGACGACACCAACGAGAGAGGCAUGGACAUUCUGCUGUCCUUGAGGCGGCACCUUCCUUUCAAGUGCGUGCCACCUUCAUCGUGCCCUGGCGGAGAUGCCGGCGCCUGUGCCGCCAAUCGGGAGGGGCUGGUAUGCGGCAGGUGCUCGAAAGGCAGAUUCGACAGCAGAAGAGAGGAUGGUUCUGUAUGUCACCCUUGUACUUUUCGCCUGUCCUUCCCUCUGGUGGGUCACAGCACGGGGCGGGCCGACCGCCCAGCCCAUACCGUCUCGCGACCAUCUCUGUACUUGCCUCUCAGGCCGUUUUCCUACUGCUCUGCGUCAUGUUGCCCUGCGCUGCUCUGCUGGUGAGGCCAACACGAAUUGCCACAAACACAUGAAUUUUUCCGCUUCCCUGCCACAGAUUUGGUUUGCUAAUGGCCAAGUGUGGCGAAACGGCAACUCAGUAUCAUUCCUGUUCACCUCGUUCCAGCAGCUCGGCAUGGUCACCUCUGUGUGCGCCGCCCUGCCCUUCUCGGUUGCGCGAGUCUUUAGUCUCUUCCGUUUGAUGCUCUUUGAUGGCUCGCCCGUCGGCCUGUGUCUCGCCUGCCAUGGGCUGGAUACUUUUCAGUCGCAACACAAUUUCUUACUAUCUAUGCCGCUGUUCCUUGUGGCGGCCCUGGUGAUCAUCUAUGCGGCGUCGCAGGUCUGAGUGAGACGCUGGGAGUGAGGAAGACGCAGAUGAUGCUCGGCUGUGUCCAUUGCAGGUGCUUCAUAGGCGCGAGAGUGGGGAGUGGCGGCUGGUGCUCCUGGGACGGUGCCUUGUGCUGCGCCCACUGACCAUACACACGUGAGUGCCACCAGCGGACAGACCUAAAUCACAUUUGUCACAUUGGUGGACUGACAGGUGCUGGCGUCUCUCAUCCUGAUGUUCCACAUGCUCAUGAUUACCCUUGCCCGGAUCGCCCUCAUCCCAUUCGACUGUUAUAAGCACCCCAACGGCUACUCGUCUGUCCGCGAGUUCCCCCACGUCCUUUGUGGCCUCCAUGGGGAGGCGGCCAUCUGGCGGCAGCACCUGUGGGUGUCGUACAUCGGCCUGGGGGCUUAUUGCGGGUCGGUUGUCAUUAUGACGACACGGUUUGCUCUCGCCGCAAACAGAAGGGGCGACGAAACGGGUACCGACAUUUGCACAUCCGCGUCACUGUCUGGCUCACGUGCCUGUGUUGCUGCGAUUUUCAGGAUUCAAGGAGGUCUACGGUCACUUCAUGGACAAGUUUGCAGGUGGCAAGUAUUGGUGGUCCGUCGUAUGGAUGGCGCGCAACCUUUCGCUGGCCCUCACAGUGACGCUGCCUCACGGCAGCAUCCAGAAGGUGUUUGUGGCUUCGCUGACGACGGUCUAUCUGGUGCUGCUCAUAUUUGUCUUGCCGUGGAAGAGGCCCACGGAUGUGUACGUGGACGGGUCGACCAACGCCAUAUACCUACACAUUCUGCUGAUCAGUGGCCUCAGCUCACAGGGAGAUCACAAAAACGAGCAACAGGGAAAGAUGCUCGGUGAGCCGGGACGGAGAGGAUCCCACAGAGACAUACAUCCAUGCACGCGAUGGAUGCAUAACGCAACGCGUGUGUUGGGAUUUCUGUGUAUCCCAGUUGUCCUUUUGACGGUGUCGGUGGUUCUCAUGCAAGGCAUUAUCCUCGGGCGGCUCGCAUUGGUAAGGGUGAAAAGGCGGACAACCACAUGCUACAUGCGCAUACUAACAUCGUGUCUCUGACCUUCUUUUGGAACAGAGUGGCUUGGCCAAGUGCCGUGGUUUGCGACAACGCAGCAAACAGAUUACUCAGUCCGACACAUCCCUCGACGUCACAAACGAUACCAUAGGCCCCUACGACCCACAAGAGACACAAGAGAAUCCUCUUGAAGAAAUGACGACUCAUGAUAAGGGCAAGUUGAAGGCAGGCCGCCGGUCCCAGUCAGUGAGGAGUUUCGCCACUACCACCUGCACACGGCACGGCAGCAGCAGCAGCAGCACCUCGCUACUCCUGGCUCCCGCAGACAGCAUGCCAUGCAGCAGCAAGGAGUGCGACACGGAUCUGGCUCAGCCACCCGCUGCGGCGGAGGCCACAGUUGGCCAGCAGCAGCCACUGUCACUAGCGCAGAGGUCCGAGAGCCCAUCUUCCUGCUCAUCGUCUUCAUCGUCGGGCAACGAGGAUGAGAUCGAUGUUGUCAUCCCGCCUCCCAUCGUCACACCACCAUCAGACGAAUGUCCACUGGCACGGGCAGACUCAGCCGAUGUGUGUGAGGCUGAGGACAACGAGCCGCCGGCUCAGGCCAACAGGCCUUGGCUCACUGUGGUUGGGGAGGUCCGCUUGAUGGCCUCUCGCAUACCCAGCAUGACGCCAUCGACGGCCGCUGAUUCCACUGGAGCGGCCAGAACACAAGACGCUUGAAUGAAUAGAAAAACCCCCGGCUGCAGUGUGUGUGCGUGUGCAAUUUUGCAUCUCUGUUGCCCGACAUUCGGACGUUGUGUGUGUCUCGGUUGCGAGAAUCGACUUUUUGUCCGUGGCUGUGCAUUCUGUAUGUGCAAGGCAACAGCCUCUGAUAGAGAGGCUGCAGUUCCUUCCUUCUGUUUCUCGGGAGGGAAGGAGGCAUGCGGGCGGGGAGUUCUUAUUACUCCUGUGUGUGUGUGUGGUGCUGAUGCGACUCGACCAAACGCGAUGCAGACUUCUGGCUGCAUGAGAC
This is a messenger RNA of Vitrella brassicaformis, 4453 nucleotides long. The record is from the annotation of a GenBank genome assembly. NCBI's taxonomy places the organism in Eukaryota, Vitrellaceae.